Messenger RNA from Rhopilema esculentum, 2396 nucleotides. The record is from RefSeq and is a predicted model, not a curated record. Lineage: Eukaryota; Metazoa; Cnidaria; Scyphozoa; Rhizostomeae; Rhizostomatidae.
CACAAAUGGUAUCAGUUAUUGGUCGAUAGAAAUCUAGAAGCGUCUGUGAGCCUAGCGAAAUUGUGGUAAUCGCUGGAUGAAACAACGGACCAUCGACGUGAGGCUAGAAACAAAAAUUGCAUGCUUUCUAACAUAACAAGAUGGAGCUCAUAAAGAAAGAAGAAAAUACUCAACAUGAAACAAAUUUAGAAGAAAGAGAACGGUGGGACCGGAAGAUUGAGUUUAUUUUCUCGUGCAUUGGCUUCGCUGUUGGAUAUGGCAACUUUUGGCGCUUUCCAUUUAAAUGUUUUAAGAAUGGAGGAGGUGCAUUUCUAGUUCCUUUUGUGAUAUGUCUCCUUCUUGCCGGGGUUCCACUUUUCUUUUUGGAGCUGAGUGUUGGCCAGUUUACCCAGUCUGGUCCGGUUAAAGCUUGGAAGAAAAUUUGUCCGCUUUUUUCAGGAAUUGGUAUCUCAAUGGUCCUUGUUUCAUUCUUUUGUUCAAUAUAUUAUAAUGUAAUUCUGGCAUGGAGUUGCUAUUACUUCUUUAAUUCGUUCAAAUCUGAUAUACCCUGGGUUGGAUGCAACCAUAAUUGGAACACAAAGUACUGCUUUGACCCUUUUUCGAAGGCAAAUACAAGUGUAACAUUCAAUGAAAGUAGACCAUCACCAAGCAGAGAGUUCUUUAUACAUGAUGUGUUGCAGUUGAGUAAAGGAAUCGACGCUGCUGGUGUUAUCAACUGGAAGCUGGCCCUAUGCCUUCUCCUUUCUUGGGUUAUGGUUUACUUUUGCAUUUGGAAAGGCAUCCGAACAACAGGGAAGGUCGUGUAUGUGACGGCUACGCUCCCCUAUUUGAUGCUUCUGGUGUUCUUUGUCAAGGGUUUGACUCUGCCCGGUUCUUUAGAUGGUGUUAGGUACUAUAUAACACCAAAAUGGCACAAACUUCUGGAAGCUGAAGUAUGGAUAGAUGCAGCGUCUCAAGUAUUUUUCUCCAUUACAAUAGGUUUUGGAGUGAUGCUAACAUUUGCCAGCUACAAUCCCAAAAGAAACAAUGUUUGCAGAGAUGCAUUGAUAAUUUCCAUUGCUGACGCACUCACGAGCAUCUUCUCCGGUUUUGUGGUAUUCCUGAUUCUUGGCUACAUGGCAGAGAUCCAGGGCAAAGAUAUCACCGAUCCAAGCGUAGCCACUGAUGGUCCUGGGUUAGUGUUCAUAGUUUAUCCAGCUGCAUUGGCUACACUUCCCCAGCCUCAAGUUUGGGCUGUUGUGUUCUUUCUCAUGUUGAUCACUUUGGGAUUAGACAGCCAGUUUGGACAAGUUGAGCUGAUAUGUGCCAGCAUUAUUGAAGAAUAUCCGAAUCGUUUUAAAAAGUACAAAGAGCUUGUCGUCCUUGUCGCUUGCCUCGUCAUGUUUCUUCUUGGUCUUAGCUGCGUAACUGAGGGUGGAAUGUACGUGUUCAAUUUGCUUGAUUCUUAUGCAGCUGGAGCAACUAUACUAUUUCUUGGCAUUACUGAAGUGGUUGUUGUUGCCUGGAUUUACGGUGCUGAUCGGUUCAGAAAAGACAUUUCGGCGAUGUCGCAGAGGCCAGUUUCUGUUCUUUGGGUAUAUCUUUGGAAAUAUGUGACACCAAUCAUGACUGCUGGUAUAUUCAUUGCAUAUCUGAUUCAAUACAAGCCACUGACAUACGAAACAACCUACGUGUAUCCCGUGUGGGCUGAUGCAUGUGGCUGGCUUAUUGUAGCUUCGAUUAUAUUGUGUGUUCCAGUCUUCGCAAUUAAACGCUGUAUGAACUCAUAUGGCACACCUCUUAUGAGAUGUAAAGAAUCAGUUUAUCCAGAUGACACGCUGCUAUAUGAUGAUGCAGUCGAACUUAAAGGAGUUAAGACGAAAUAGAAAUAGUAGAGAGAUCAACAAAAGGAAGGCACGAAUAAGAAAGAAGAAAACUUUUUUAUCAAUAAUUUUUGUAACAGACAUUUUUCUCUAUCAGAACCGAAGCUAUAUUUUUGUAAAAUCAUUUACAGUAGUUGAUCGCAAAUAAUGUUUGGUUGAUGAAAUGAUUCUGUAAAUCACAAUCAGAUUGUAUUAGAUUCCAUAUCUCUUCCGAAGAAGUUAAUGUUGUUUUUUAUCGUUUUCAAUAAUUUGCCUCAUCUUUUUUAAAUGAAUAUUAAUAGAUCAAAGAAAAAACUUAGUAACAGAGGUUUUAUUUGUUCCGUUCGUGACUUUCUCGUGGUGUCGUCGAAGAUUGAAUCAAGCUGUUAUGAAUCAAACUACCAAAGCAAGAUAACUAUGUAAGGUGUCUUGUGCAACGAACAUCCUUGAGGUCAUCAGCAGUGUGAUAGACAAUCACUAAGUUAAAACCUUUGUAGUGCUAUACCUAAUAGAGGACUGGGUACAAGUGUCCCAGUCUAAAAACAGCUUUUGAGA